AUGGGAAAUUUUGAUGAUCACCUCCCAAUCCUUAUCUCCAACUAUCAAACCACAUUAUCCCAAGGACCCAAGAGAACCUCCACCGGUUUGAAAACAUCAUCUGUCAAUUCUCAACCACCAAGACAAAACUCUAGAAGCGGAUCUUUCACCAUAUUACGUGAGAUAUGA
Sclerotinia sclerotiorum 1980 UF-70 is the source of this 168-nucleotide messenger RNA. RefSeq lists its product with no specific name. The record is from RefSeq and is a predicted model, not a curated record. The transcript has a single exon. Bases 1 to 168 code for a protein of 55 amino acids. NCBI's taxonomy places the organism in Eukaryota, Fungi, Ascomycota, Leotiomycetes, Helotiales, Sclerotiniaceae.